This is a messenger RNA of Ananas comosus (pineapple), 1843 nucleotides long. Its product is annotated as GDP-mannose 4,6 dehydratase 1-like. Gene Ontology annotation, biological process: GDP-mannose metabolic process. Gene Ontology annotation, molecular function: GDP-mannose 4,6-dehydratase activity. The transcript has a single exon. Lineage: Eukaryota; Viridiplantae; Streptophyta; Magnoliopsida; Poales; Bromeliaceae. The record is from RefSeq and is a predicted model, not a curated record. The coding region runs from base 31 to 1332 and encodes 433 amino acids.
CGAAAGUUUUAAAGUUGAGGGUCAUGGCAGAUGGGCACCCCCUGCCCACUCUCUAUAUUUUCCAGAUCUGGAAACGAAAGAGUCGAAAAACAGAGCCCAUUCCUCCCCCUACCAGCGGCAGCAGGAAUGGCGGAGGAUCAGCAGCAGCAGCAGCAGCAGGACGAGAAGAUGGCGAACGGCGGCAGGACGGCGGAGGGGGAGGGGGAGGGGGAGGGGGGAGAGAAAUAUUCGGGGCAGACUGCUGCGAUCCCUGGUGGGAUGCCGGGGGCGGGGGAUCGGCGGAAGGUGGCGCUGAUCAGUGGGAUCACGGGGCAGGACGGGUCGUACCUGACGGAGUUCCUGCUGGGGAAGGGGUACGAGGUGCACGGGCUGAUCCGGCGGUCGUCCAACUUCAACACGGCCCGGCUGGACCACCUCUACGUGGACCCGCACAACUCGCACAAGGCGCGCAUGAAGCUCCACUACGCCGACCUCUCCGACGCCUCGUCCCUCCGCCGCUGGGUCGACUCCCUCCUCCCCGACGAGGUCUACAACCUCGCCGCCCAGUCCCACGUCGCCGUCUCCUUCGAGAUCCCCGACUACACGGCCGACGUCGUCGCCACCGGCGCCCUCCGCCUCCUCGAGGCCGUUCGAAUUGCGAACUCAGCUUCCGCCAGCGCCCGCGCCCGCCCCAUCAGGUACUAUCAGGCGGGGUCGUCCGAGAUGUUCGGGUCGACGCCGCCGCCGCAGAGCGAGUCGUCCCCCUUCCACCCGCGGUCGCCCUACGCCGCCGCGAAGGUGGCCGCGCACUGGUACACCGUCAACUACCGCGAGGCCUACGGGCUCUUCGCGUGCAACGGCAUCCUCUUCAACCACGAGAGCCCCCGCCGGGGGGAGAACUUCGUGACGCGCAAGAUCACCCGCGCCGUCGGCCGCAUCCGCCUCGGCCUCCAGACGAAGCUCUUCCUCGGCAACCUCUCCGCCGCCCGCGACUGGGGCUUCGCGGGCGACUACGUCGAGGCCAUGUGGCUCAUGCUGCAGCAGGACCGCCCGGCCGACUACGUCGUCGCCACCGAGCAAUCCCACACCGUCGAGGAGUUCCUGCAGGCCGCCUUCGGCUGCGUCGGCCUCGACUGGAAGGACCACGUCGUCAUCGACGCCCGCUACUUCCGCCCCGCCGAGGUCGACAGCCUGAAAGGGGACUCCUCCAAGGCCCGCCGCCUGCUCGCCUGGAAGCCCCGCGUCGGCUUCCUCCAGCUCGUCCGGAUGAUGGUCGACCACGACCUCGAACUCGCCCAGAAGGAGAAGGUGCUCGUCGACGCCGGCUACAUCGACGCCCACCAACAGCCCUAAAAAAAAGUUAAGUAGAGUAAAUAAAUAAAUUCAUUCGACGAUAACAAGCAAGUCAAGUCAGCAUUCCAUCUAUUUAUUUAUUUUACCAAUACAUCUUUCUUUCUUUCUUUCUUACAAGAUCCGCGGAAAUUGACUGCAUUAUUAGGACGAAUGUUUUGUUUUGGAUGUAACUUAGGGUUUGGUAAUCGGAUCCUUUUGUCAUCUUUGUUGUUUGUUAAACGUAGUAGUAUGAUCAUUGUCGUUGUCGAAGAAGAAGAAGAGCUACUAUUCUUUCAUUUCGACUGUCGGAUCUGAUGCGAUGCAAUCUGAUAUGGUCGAAUUUGCUCGGAGAUUUGUUCUGCUCAUGUAAUUGCUUCGGGAAGCAAUUUGAAGUGUGAUCUUAGUUGGUUUCAUUCGAUUUCCUCACCACCUGCAAUAUUGCUAUGGAUGGAUGCUGUGGCUUGGCUUGCAUUUGCCUUUUCGGCUGUGGUUCUCAGAGUGUGUGUGAUUCGAAUUAAGUAUUGUUUUGGCA